Hylaeus anthracinus is the source of this 1646-nucleotide messenger RNA. RefSeq names its product spermine oxidase-like. Lineage: Eukaryota; Metazoa; Arthropoda; Insecta; Hymenoptera; Colletidae. The transcript is spliced from 8 exons. The record is from RefSeq and is a predicted model, not a curated record. Bases 64 to 1545 code for a protein of 493 amino acids. Gene Ontology annotation, molecular function: polyamine oxidase activity.
CUAGAUGUCCGUUCGAUCAGCUGACAGAAAUUCGUGUUCCGAGUUCGACACGGUGUCGCGAAAAUGCUUUAUACCGGAAUUUUUAUCUUUUGUUUGGUGACAGGAACAAACUACGUAGACGCAGGUUCGCCGAGGAUCGUGAUCGUCGGCGCUGGUGCUUCGGGUAUCGCGGCUGCAUCGAAGCUACUCCAAAACGGUUUCGAAGAUGUUCUGAUUUUGGAAGCCGAGGACAGAAUCGGCGGACGAGUGCACACAGUUAAGUUUGACGAAUACAGUGUCGAUUUAGGUGCGCAAUGGAUUCAUGGAGAGGAAGGAAACGUCGUGUAUCAACUAGCAGCUCCUUUGAAUAUCACCGAUCACUCGGAUCCCUUUUAUUACGAAAUGUUUACCUCGUCCGGCGAGUUAAUCGACCCGACAAUUACGAAAAACAUUUCGGAUUUUUAUUUCCAAUUAAUGGAGUCAAAGAAUUCUUUAAAGAACUGCAAUGGCUCUGUUGGCGAAUGCUACGAAAUCAAGUUGAAAGAGUAUUUUGCACUGUUCCCGGAAUUAAACGAAACGAUGCAAGAACAGUUACUGUGGUACUUGGACCAGAUGCAGAUGAGCUUCGAUGCCGCAGAUUCCUGGUACGAUUUAUCACCAGAAGAGGAUGCGUAUAUGACAUGCCCGGGUGACAACGCGAUUAAUUGGAAGGAACGCGGCUACAGCAUCAUCUUAGAUAUAUUAAUGAAAAAAUUCCCAAAUCCAGAAGAAGAGUUGCCCGUGUUAAAUAAAACGAUUCUCAAAGCUGAGGUGACAAAAGUCGACUAUUCGAACCAAGACGGUAUCGUAAAAAUAACCACGCUCGAUAAUAAGGAAUACGUAGCCGAUCACGUAAUCAUGACACCAUCUUUAGGGGUGCUCAAGGCACAGUACGAAACUAUCUUCACCCCUCGAUUGCCAGAGUCAAAGAUCAGAAACAUCAAGGGUCUAGGGUUUGGGAACGCUGAUAAAAUAAUCUUGGCAUUCAACGAUACUUGGUACAAUAAUAGAGGAAUGAAGAGCAAGAUGUUCAGCCUUUUGUGGAAUGAAACGGAAAGGAAGGAGCUCGAUGCCAAUAUAAAAACAAAGUGGUUACCACACGUACUAGGAAUUGCCAUCGUUGAACAUAAGCCUCGCUUGCUGCUUUUAUGGAUUUCCGGAAGAGGUGCGCGUUUAAUGGAUGACCUCACAGACGACGAGGUCCUGAAUCAAACUAUCGACAUUUUACAACAUUUCCUAGGAAAAAAAUACAACGUUACUAGACCUAUAGCAAUGAUAAGAAGUAAAUGGCAUCAAAACAAACAUUUUCGUGGCACGUAUAGCUACCGAUCCAUAGAAACUCAGAGAACGAAUUCGAGCGCGAAACAGUUAGCCGAACCGAUUAUAACAAUGGAUAAACCGGUGAUUCUGUUUGCCGGAGAAGCUACUAACGAACAUCAUUUCUCUACGGUACACGGCGCAAUCGGUUCUGGAUGGAGAGAGGCCGAGAGACUGAUGAAUCUAUAUAGCAAAAACAUAACAAAAUAGCAUUAUUUACCUAGACAGAUGCUAGAUACGAUCGACUAGAUCAAUAUUUAAACUCGAUCGGAAUUAUAUAAAUGAGUUUCUUCGGUAUCAUAUAUAUCAAA